CGCGCAUGCGCCCUGAGCGCGGCAGGGCAGUUCGGCUAUCGGCCGGAAGAGGAGGCGGUGUCGCGUGGCGUCGCUCCGCGUUCCGGUUGUUCGGGCCUCGGCCGCCGCGGACGGAACUCGUUGGGCCCCAUCGGAGCCGGCCCUUGGCGCGGCGCCCGCCAUGUACAAUGGGAUCGGGCUGCCCACGCCGCGGGGCAGCGGCACCAACGGCUACGUCCAGCGCAACCUCUCGGCCCUGCGGCACAAGAAGGGGGGCGGCGGAACCGAGCCCCCCCCCGGCGAGGAGGAGCUGCGCAGGCUGGAGGCCGGGCUGGCCAAGAGGCCCAACCCCGACAUCCUGGACCACCAGCGCAAGAGGAAGGUGGAGCUGAAAUGUCUGGAGCUGACCGAGCUCAUGGAGGAGCAGGGCUACGCCGAGGGCGAGAUCCAGGAGAAGGUGGCCACGUUCCGCAUGAUGCUACUGGAGAAGGACGUGGCUUUGGGGGAACCCGAGCAGAAACCAACGGUGACAGAGACCCAUCAGCUGGCUGAGGCCAAUGAGAAGAAGAACGAGCGGCUCCGGGCCGCCUUUGGCAUCAGUGACACCUACGUGGAUGGCAGCUCCUUCGACCCCAGCCGCCGCGCCAAGGAGGCCCCCCCCGAGCCCCCCAACCCGGCCCCUGCUGUGAGGGACUCAUCCAGCUCCCGCUCGCCCUCCCCUAAGCAGAAGAAGAAGAAGAAGAAGAAGGAUCGGGGCAGGUCUGCCAGUCGCUCUGGGGAGAGGAAGAAGAGCUCCAAGAAGAAGAAGCACAGGUCUGAAUCGGAGGCCAAGAAGCGGAAGCACCGCUCUCCCAGCCCCAAAAGCAAGCACAAGGCCAAAGAGAAGAAGCGGAAGAGAUCCACCAGCGAAUCGGCCUCUCAGAAGAGCCGCCGCGAGGGCCCCUCUUCCUCCCCCGCCGCCUCCUCCUCCUCCUCCACUUCCUCCCGCAGCCGGUCCCGCAGCGUCACCGCCGCCACCCACCAAGACACCGAAGAGCCGGGGCCGGUCUCAGCCCCAGCCCCGGCACCGGCACCACCGGGCCCGGCCCCUGCACCGGAGGAGCUGCCAGCGCCGCCGCUCGCCCCCGAGGAGCCCCAGGCACCGGCGCCGGUUGUGAGCCCCCCCCCGGCAGCACCAGCAGCGACCCCCCCAUCACCAACACCAGCACCAGCACCGGCACCAACAACAACCGAACCGGCCCCACCGGCACCGGCACCAACCGCACCCACGCCGCCCCCCGCCUCCUCCCCAACCCCAUCCCCCCCCCCAGUCAUACCCCAGCGCCGCGCCCCCCGCUCCCCAUCCCCCUCCCCGUCCCCCCCCCCCCGCCGCGCCAAAAGCCCCCCCCCGGCCGUGACGUCAUCGCGCCGUGACCGCUCCCUCACCCCCCCCGCGCCGCCCCCCCCUUCCUCCUCCUCCUCCUCCAAGCGCUCCCGCGCCCGCCGCUCCCGCUCCCGUUCCCGCCGCCGGUCCCGCACCCCCCCCUCGCGCUCCUCCCGCCGCCGCUCCCGCUCCCGCCGCCGUUCCCGCACCCCCCCUUCCUCCUCCCGCCGCCGCCGCCGCUCCCGCUCCUCCCGCCGCCGCCGCUCCCGCUCCCGCACCCCUCUCUGGCGCCCCAACUCCACCAGCCCCAUCCGCUGGCCCCUGCCCCGCUCCCGCUCCCGUUCCCCGGCCCCGCGACGCCGCUCCCGCUCCCCCCGCGCUUGGUCCCGCUCCCGCUGGGCCCGCUCCCGCUCCCGCCGCCGCUCCCGCUCCGGCACGCGCCGACGCUCCCGCUCCCGCCGCCGCUCCACCUCCCGCAGCCGCUCCGGUUCCUCCCCCUUGCCCCGGCGCCGCCGACGCCGCCGCUCCCGCUCCGAUUCCUCCCCCAGGUCCCGGCGCGGGCGCUCCCCGUCCACCCCCCCCCGCGGCAUCAAACGGACCCGCGCCGCCUCCCGCUCCCCCUCCCGCCAGCGCCGCCGCCGCAGCUCCACGCGCUCCCCCCCACCUCCGGCACCCCCUUCCCAGCCCCCAUCCAACACCACCACCGCCGCCACCACCCCCGCCGUGUCCCCCCCCAAACCCAAGCCCCCCUCCCCGGCACCCCCCCCGGCACGCCCCAAGUGGGUGCCCAUCGCCGAGCUGCACCCGGCAGCCCCGCAGCCCCCCCCCGGCUUAGCCAAAGCUGCCACCGCCACCCCCUCAGCCCCAGAGGCCAAAGCGGCUGCACCCAAAUGGGUGCCCAUCGGGGGGGGCCCUGCGCAGCCGGCGCCCCCCGGCACCGAGGGUGGGGGCAGUGAGGGGCAAGGCGAGGUGAAGCCGCAGCCGGAGGCCAAAGCGGGCACCGGUGACACCAAAGCGGCUCCGGUGGCGCCGGCGCAGCCCAGCCCCAAGGCGACCCCCGUGGCAGCAGCAGCAGCAGCACCGGUGACCCCCCCUAAGGCCGCGGACACCAAAGCCACCCCCGAGGCCAAAGCAGCAGCGCCGGUGACCCCGGUAUCCCCGGCUCUACCCAAGGCCAUGCCCGUGGUGGCACCGGUGAGCACCCCCAAGCCCGAAGCGAAGCCCAUAGCACCCAAACCAGCGCCAAGCCCCGCGGCACCGGCCGGCACCCGGGCACCACCACCGCCACCACCACCACCACCACCCCCGAGCACCCUCAAGCCAACGGCAGUCCCCAAACUGUCCCCCGGUGCCCCCAGCAAACUGGGGACCCCCCCACCGCCCCCCCCGGGGUUACCCAGAGCCCUGACGGCCAAGCUGCUGCCGGCGGCGCGCCUGGGGCUGCCCUCGUCACCGGUGGCGGCGUCGGUGCUGCCACCGCCCCACGGGCACCGGCUCCUGCCAGGGCACAGGGCGAUGGCGAUGGCAGCACCCACCGGCGGCACCAUGGGCGUCAAUGGCGGGGGCACCGUGGCAGCGGCUGCUAAAGCCACCCUGGACACCGGCACCAAGGCCACCGCGGCUGCCGUGGCCACCGCUACGGAUGCCGGGGCUGCCAAGGGCACCGUGGACAGCGGCACCGGCGUCGCCACCGCUAAGGCCACCGUGGACGCCGUGAGCGGUGCCACCACCAUUGGAGCUGCCUCCAAGGCCACCGUGGCCACCGCCAUGGCCGCCGCCAGUGCCACCACCACCACCAUGGCCACCGCCAUGGCCACCAACAGCAUUGCAGCCACCAGCUCCAGCGCCACCACCACCAAGGCCACUGCAGACGCCAUCACCAGCGUCACCACCGUGGAUGUCACCGGUGCCACCACCACCAAGGCAACCGCUGUGGCCACCGCUAUGGCUGCCAGCGCCACCACAACCAGCGUCACCACAACCAGCGUCAGCACCGCUGCAGCCACCUCCAAGGCCACCAUGGACACUGCCACCGGCGUCACCGCGGCUGCCAGCGCCAGCGCCACCAGCAAGGCCCCCAUGGAUACAGGCACCGGUGUUACCAUGGCCACCACCAAGGCCCCCAUGGAUACAGGCACCGGUGUUGCCAUGGCCACCACCAAGGCCCCUGUUGGCCCCACGGGUGCCAGCGCCACCACGGUCACCGGUGCUGGUGCCACCACCAUGGCCACCAAAGGCUCUGUCACCGUCACCGCUGCGGAUGGGGGCAUCAAGUGUGCGGCUCUCAGCCCCAGUGCCACCAGUGCCACCGUCACCACCGUGGCCAUCAGCAUCACCAGUGCAAGCAGUGUCUUCAGUGGGCCCAGUGUCACCAGUGUGCUGAGCCGGCUGGCUGCAACCAGUGCCACCAGUACGACCAGUGUGCUCACCAGUCCCGGUGUCACCAGUGCGACCAGUGCAGCCAGUGUCACCAUUGCUCCUAAGGAUACCAAUGUCACCAGUGUCUUGAGCCGUCCGAGUGCUACCAGUAUGACCAGUGUGAUCACCAGUCCCAGUGUCACCAGUGCUCCCAGUGUCCUCAGUGCUACCAGCAUCACCAGUGUCCUGAGCCGUCCCAGUGUGACCAGUAUGACCAGUGUGCCCACCAGUCCCAGUGUCCUCAGUGCGACCACUGCUCCCAGUGUCACCAGUGUCCUCAGUGCGACCAGUGCUCCCAGUGUCACCAGUGUCCUCAGUGCGACCAGUGCUCCCAGUGUCACCAGUGUCCUGAGCCGUCUCACUGCAACCAGUGUCACCAGUGGGACUACUAUGACCAGUGGAACCAGUGUCACCAUUGCUCCUAAGGAUACGAGUGCCACCAGCGUGCCUAUGGGUCCCAGUGUCACCAGUAUCCUCAGUGCUCCCAGUGUCACCAGUGUCCUGAGCCGUCCCAGCACGACCAGUAUGACCAGUGAGCCCACUGCUCCCAGUGUGACCGUUACUCCUAAGGAUGCCAGCGUCACCAGUGGCACCAGUGGCCUGAGCCAUCCCAGUGCGACCAGUCUGACCAGUGCGCCCUCUAGUCCCAGUGUCACCAGUGGCCUGAGCCGCCCCACUGCCACCAGUGUCACGAGUGCUACCAGUGUCCUCAGCGCCACCAGUGUCACCAGCACUCUCAGUGUCACCAGUGUCCUGAGCCAUCAUACUGUCACCAGUGUCACCAGUGCAGCCAGUAUCCUCAGUGGUCCCAGUGUCACCAGUGUGCUGAGCCGUCAUACUGUCACCAGUGUCACCAGUGCAGCCAGUAUCCUCAGUGGUCCCAGUGUCACCAGUGUGCUGAGCCGCCUCACUGCAACCAGUGCGACUAGUGUCACCAGUGUGACCAGUGUUCUUACUGGUCCCAGUGUCACCAGUGUCCUGAGCCGUCUCACCGCAACCAGUGUCACCAGUGCGACCAGUAUGAGCAGUGUCCUCGGGGGUCCCAGUGUCACCAGUGUCCUGAGCCGUCCCAGUGCGACCAGCAUGACCAGUGUGCCCACUGGUCCCAGUGUCACCAGUGUCCUGAGCCGUCCCAGUGCGACCAGUAUGACCAGUGUGCCCACUGGUCCCAGCGUCACCAGUGUCCUGAGCCGUCCCAGUGUCACCAGUGUGACCAGUAUGACCAGCGUGCCCACCGGUCCCAGUGUGACCAGUAUGACCAGUGCCACCAGUGGCCUCAGUGCUCCCAGUGUGACCAAUAUGACCAGUGUCACCAGUGGGGCCAGUAUGACCAGUGGCCUCAGUGCUCCCAGUGUAACCAGUGCCGGUGCCACCAUCGCCACCCACGUGACCAGUCCUGGACGUGUCCCCAUCGCUCCCAGUGUGACCAGUGCUCCCAGUCCUGGUGCCGCCAUUGCCACCAGUGUGACCAGUCCUGGACGUGUCCCCAUUGCUCCCAGUGUGACCAGUGCUCCCAGUCCUGCUGCCACCAUUGCCACCAGUGUGACCAGUCCUGGACGUGUCCCCAUCGCUCCCACGCCAGUGCUCCCAGUGGCACCAGUAUGA
Neopsephotus bourkii (Bourke's parrot) is the source of this 5365-nucleotide messenger RNA. Its product is annotated as mucin-2-like. The transcript has 12 exons. NCBI's taxonomy places the organism in Eukaryota, Metazoa, Chordata, Aves, Psittaciformes, Psittacidae. The coding region runs from base 161 to 5365 and encodes 1734 amino acids. Gene Ontology annotation, molecular function: mRNA binding. The record is from RefSeq and is a predicted model, not a curated record.